AGCACAGCAAGUGGAGCAAGGCCGGUCAUAGAGGUGUCCAGCAGUGUUUUAAACAAACCAAGUACUUUCCAAACCAGAUAACAAGAAUCCAAUAGAAUGGACAACCACACUUAUAACUACCAGUCCGACUGCACCCCUCUCACCAACUGCAAGUCGGCCCGCAAGCCGGCGGGUUCCACCGUGGUGAAUAUGGGCUCUUCAGGAAACAAGCUACCGAGCGACUACCUGGUCUGGUCUCUGUGCAACACCCUGUACGUCAACUUCUGUUGUCUGGGAUUCAUGGCUCUCAUCUACUCCAUUAAGGCCAGGGACCAGAAGACCCAGGGAAAUUUGCAGCUGGCCCAGGAGUGCUCGGACAAGGCCAAGUGGUACAACAUCCUGGCGGCGGGCUGGAACCUGCUGGUGCCUCUGCUAGUGGUGGUCCUGCUAGUGCUGCUGUUGGUACACCUGGGCACCUCACAGGGAUCCUUUGAUUUCUUCGGAGAAGAUGGCUUCCAGAGCUUCAUGAAACUCUUCAGCAGCGUACAUUGAAGACUGACAGACAGAAGAUGUGGAAGAUGAGAGUGAUAGAAGUAGAGAAUAAAAGCAGAAGACGGUGGAUGGAGACUGGCCAAUGUUGCCCUUAAAAGCCACCUAACCACCCAACCAUGGACUAAUGACCUCUUUACACCAUAGGUCACCUUUUUUACCUUUAUAGACAUGAAUACAUUAUUGUUCUUAUGUACUGUACUAUUAUUAUUAUUGCUGUUAUUUUUAUUGGUUGCUGUUUGGUAGCUGAAGGCUUGUGUCAAUGUCACAGCAUUGGAUCUGGAACACCUCUAGACCCAUUUAUUAAAAAAUAUGUGUCAUUGUGAAAUA
Molecule: messenger RNA, 858 nt
Organism: Esox lucius (northern pike)
Lineage: Eukaryota; Metazoa; Chordata; Actinopteri; Esociformes; Esocidae
Gene: ifitm5
Product: interferon induced transmembrane protein 5
Exons: 3
Coding region: 97-531 (144 amino acids)
Cellular component (GO): plasma membrane
Source: RefSeq, a predicted model, not a curated record